AUAACUACAAAAAAUCCUCUUUGGUUUCUUGUACAUGCCUCAUUUAGUUCACAAAUGGUGACCACGUUACAACCCUUGAAUCUGCACACAACAAAACUCACUAUCCACUGCUCCUCUAACAGCAAGAGAAGCAAGAACAAGCCUAAGCAGCAGCUUCACCAAAAGCAAAGCACCAAGCUCCUCUCUUUCUCAAACCCAACCCCAACCCCUCUCAUUGUCUACCAUAAACCCCAAACCCAAACCAAGCUCCAAGCCCUUGAAGCCAUCAUCAAAGAACUCGAAACGUCCAGUGAAAACGGCAUAGACGUCGACACUGAAACCUUUGCUUCCCUUUUGGAAACAUGUUACAAACUGGACGCCAUGGAUUACUGUCUAAGAGUCCAUAGACUCAUACCCAGAAAUCUUUUACGUAGAAAUGUAGGCCUCUCAUCUAAGCUUCUUAGACUCUAUGCGUCAUGUGGGUUCGUUGAGGAAGCACACCAGGUGUUCGAUGAAAUGCCCAAGAGAGACGUUUCGGCUUUUGCUUGGAAUUCACUUAUAUCUGGGUAUGCUGAGUUGGGUUUGUAUGAGGAUGCUAUGGCAUUGUACUUUCAAAUGGAGGAGGAGGGGGUUGAACCGGACCGGUUUACGUUCCCUCGGGUGUUGAAGGCUUGUGGGGGAAUUGGGUUUGUUCAGGUUGGUGAGGCUGUGCAUAGGCAUUUGGUGCGUUUGGGGUUUGUUGGUGAUAGGUUUGUGCUUAAUGCAUUGGUGGAUAUGUAUGCUAAGUGUGGUGACAUUGGGAAGGCUAGGAAGGUUUUUGAUAAGAUUGGUAGCAGGGACAAGGUUUCUUGGAACACAAUGCUCACUGCUUAUAUGCGCCACGGGCUUUUGUUGCAGGCAUUGGACAUUUUUCACCAGAUGGUGAAAGAAAGGUUCCAGCCGGACUCGGUUGCUAUAUCUGCAAUUCUCAGUGAGGUGCCAUCACUGGAGCUUGUUGUUCAAAUUCAUGGGUGGGCUAUUCGGCAAGGAGUUGAGUGGAAUUUGUCGACUGUCAAUUCCUUGAUUGCUGCAUAUUCCAAUCAUGGAAAGUUGAGGCAAGCUCGUCGGCUGUUUUGUCAAAUGCCUGAGAAGGAUGUGGUGACAUGGAACACUAUAAUUUCAGCACAUUCUAAAAGCAGAGAAGCUUUGGUGUACUUUGAACAGAUGGAGAGUGCCGGUGCCUUGCCAGACGCUAUCACAUUUGUGUCGAUGCUUUCGGUUUGUGCGCAUUUGAGUUUGGUGAAGGAUGGGGAGAGAUUGUUUUCUAUUAUGAAAAACAGAUACAGAAUUAGCCCAAUAAUGGAACAUUAUGCUUGUAUGGUGAAUCUUUAUGGAAGGGCAGGUUUAAUUAAAGAAGCUUAUGGUCUGAUAAUGGAAGGAAUGGAGUUUGAGGCUGGUCCAACUGUGUGGGGUGCGUUGCUAUAUGCUUGCUACCUUUAUGGGAAUGCUGAGAUUGGAGGGGUUGCAGCUGAAAGACUCUUCGACUUGGAGCCUGAUAAUGAAUAUAAUUUUGAGCUUCUGAUGAAGAUUUACAGCAAUGUGGGUAGACUGGAUGAUGUAGAGAGAGUAAGAAUGAUGAUGGUGGAUAGAGGAUUGGACUCGUAG
This is a messenger RNA of Fragaria vesca subsp. vesca, 1623 nucleotides long. RefSeq names its product pentatricopeptide repeat-containing protein At4g25270, chloroplastic-like. The record is from RefSeq and is a predicted model, not a curated record. NCBI's taxonomy places the organism in Eukaryota, Viridiplantae, Streptophyta, Magnoliopsida, Rosales, Rosaceae. Bases 55 to 1623 code for a protein of 522 amino acids. The transcript has a single exon. Gene Ontology annotation, biological process: RNA modification; pyrimidine nucleotide biosynthetic process; 'de novo' pyrimidine nucleobase biosynthetic process. Gene Ontology annotation, molecular function: protein binding; ATP binding; RNA binding.